Cetraspora pellucida is the source of this 369-nucleotide messenger RNA. NCBI's taxonomy places the organism in Eukaryota, Fungi, Glomeromycota, Glomeromycetes, Diversisporales, Gigasporaceae. The record is from the annotation of a GenBank genome assembly.
AUGAAUAAUAAUGUUUUGUUACAAGUAGAUGAAGCAGAAGAAGUUGAAAUGAAUAACAAUAUAUUAGCAUUAGCAAUUUCUAAACUAUUAAGUGAUAAAAUACAAUUCAAAAAAAGUUCAGUAUGCCAAGAUCUUCAAUCUGAGCAAAUUUUAAAUUACAUUAAAUGUACUCUAGCACAGUUUGGUGGUUUAUGUUGUAUAAAAGUUGUUGCAUGUAAAAUGUUUCCAAAAUUAUUCUUUCAAAAGUUCAAUAGAAAAAAGCUAAAUUAUAAUCAAAAGCAAAAGUUAAAUUGUGCUUUAUAUGCAGAGUCUACUUGGCAAAUAGAUCAAAAUACAGAACUUUUUGCAAAAAGUUCUUCCCAAUUUUAA